Ceratitis capitata (Mediterranean fruit fly) is the source of this 706-nucleotide messenger RNA. Its product is annotated as cuticle protein 16.5. The coding region runs from base 123 to 590 and encodes 155 amino acids. The record is from RefSeq and is a predicted model, not a curated record. Lineage: Eukaryota; Metazoa; Arthropoda; Insecta; Diptera; Tephritidae. The transcript has 2 exons.
GCACCGCUACUACUGAAUCAAAGUGUUUUUCGCGUUCUUAAGCUACGAUCCGUUUUCUGUGUCCGUUGCAAUCAAAUUUGCUCUUGUAGAAAUCGCAUAAAAACCAAUUUGAAUCAGCAGCCAUGUUCAAAUACGUUGUCGUUGUCGCCUUGGCGUUGGUAGCUAGCGUCGCCGCUGCUCCAGGAUACUUGAGUGGCGCGCAUGGUGGUGCUCUUUUGGGUGGCCUAUCCUCUGGCCCGGCCUUAUCGUUGGCGCAUGCCGCCCCUGCCAUUUCUUAUGGUCAUGCUGCACUCGCCGCACCAUCAAUCUCUUAUGCUGCUCCAGCUAUCACCAAGAUCGCAGCUCCAGCAAUCAGUUAUGCUCCAGCCAUAUCGCAUGCUCCAGCCAUCUCGUAUGCUGCUCCGGCAAUUACAAAAAUAGCUGCUGCACCAAUCUUGUCGCAUGCCUCGAUCGCUGCUCCAUCCUUGAGCUAUGGUUUGGGACAUGGUUAUGGAUUGGGAUUGGGUCAUGGUGUUGGCUUGGGUCAUGGUCUCGGUGGUAUCGGUGGUAUCGGUUUGGGCCAUGGUAUUGGUUUGGGUCAUGGCUGGUAAAUGUGAGUCGUUGUGGAAUCGUAGACGAGAGGAAAGAAAUUUCCUGUGUUGCUGCAAUGGGUCGUUUGUAAAUGUAAAUAUGUUAUGUAGAUAUGUUGUAAUUUUCUUCUUUUCUU